UACUACGACAUGAUGGAGGUGGCGCCCACGGCGCCGUACGCCGAGAUCAAGAAGGGGUACAAACGCAUGUCGCUCAAGGUCCACCCUGACAAGGUGAUGGAGCGCGCGGACGUCGACGAGGACGAAGCGAGCGAGGCGUUCCGCGCGCUCAAGGCGGCGUACGACGUGCUCAACGACUCGCAGCUGCGCGACGUCUACGACAAGUUUGGC
Molecule: messenger RNA, 210 nt
Organism: Emiliania huxleyi CCMP1516
Lineage: Eukaryota; Haptophyta; Isochrysidales; Noelaerhabdaceae
Exons: 1
Source: RefSeq, a predicted model, not a curated record